AUGCUCCUUCUGCCGUUCCUUGCAGUCUUGUUAUUGAAGGAAGAUGCCUGUGGGAACUUUGGUCUUUUGGUUUCUGCACAGUCCAAUGAGAGGAGAGUGGUUGCCUACAUGCCAGGGGACAUCAUCAUUGGGGCUCUGUUCUCUGUGCAUCACCAGCCAACCGUUGACAAAGUCCACGAGAGGAAGUGCGGAGAGGUGAGGGAGCAGUAUGGCAUUCAGCGAGUGGAGGCCAUGCUUCACACACUCGACAGGAUUAACCAGAACCAAACCUUGUUGCCAAACAUAACGUUAGGUUGCGAGAUCAGAGACUCGUGCUGGCACUCGGCGGUUGCUCUCGAGCAAAGCAUUGAGUUCAUAAGGGAUUCUCUCAUCUCGGCAGAAGAGGAAGAAGGGCUGAUGAAGUGCGUGGAUGGCUCGACAUCUUCCUUCCGCUCCAAAAAGCCCAUCGUCGGUGUCAUCGGGCCUGGGUCCAGUUCUGUGGCCAUCCAGGUCCAAAACCUGUUGCAGCUCUUCAACAUACCUCAGAUUGCUUACUCUGCAACCAGCAUGGACUUAAGUGACAAGACCUUGUUCAAGUACUUCAUGAGAGUGGUGCCCUCGGAUGCACAACAGGCCCGUGCGAUGGUGGACAUAGUUAAGAGAUACAACUGGACAUACGUCUCUGCUGUGCAUACUGAAGGUAAGGGAGAAUGUUUAUUUCAUCUCCACAUUCACAUUCACAUGCAAUAAGGAUACGUUCUGGGUUGCAGUAUUAACAUAUGGAGCAUAUACCAUGUUCCAUGUUUGUAGAAUCAGUAUGAUCUAGAACUGAUUAUUUUCUGUUGCCUCAAAUUUUGAACCCCUUUAUACAUACAGCAAGGGCAGUGGUGGAGGAAGUCUCUUGGGCACUUGGGGAGGUGCGCCUAGGGGCGUGGCGAACCACCCAUAGGGGCGGGGUGUGCAGUGCCACACAGCACCCAUAGGGACAGGCAGAGGUCCCAAGGGGGCAGGGCCGUCUUAAGCAUAUCCAGCACCGUGGUGCAAAGAUCCCUCUGGCGGCGGCGUCCCCUGCAACUCCAAAACAAGGGAGGGGGCAGUGGAAAAUGUCCUUUGCCUCCCCCACCGCCCCAAUCCCCAGCCUUGUGCUGGUCCCGUGGGUUACCCAAGAGGCGAGGUCCAUGCCUGGUCUGUGGUCAAAGGUGCAACGUGGAGGCAGUCUAUAGUAGCUGGAGCUGGGUGCAGGGCAGGGAGUCGGGUGAAGUCAGGAACAGGCAAGCAAGCUGGGAGCCAGGGCGGGUCAGGAGCUCUAGCAGAAAAGCAGGACAGGGUUCAGGCAGGAACUAGCAACCAACAAUGUUGCUCCCGCAACUUGGGACUGGGGCUGGCCAGCUUUUAUCUGCCCCGAGGCAUAGGGCGGCCCCAAUCCUCUGAUGACCCGCCUCUCCUGGCCUGGAGGUGAGCACUCCUCCUGCAGAAACUUAGUUCCCUCCGCCUCUCUGCCCUGAGCCUCAGCAGCUCAGGAGAGGCUGGAGGGUUACCGGACCCAGAGGCAACCUCAGCUUCCUCUCAUGGGGCUGAGAGUGGAGCACCUGCAGGCAAUGGGUCCUCCAUCACCUCAGGAGCCAUAGCAGACUCAGCUGGUGCCUGCACCUGAGGAUCCAGCACAGGCAAGGACCCUUCAGACUCAUGCCCCAGCCCCAACUCAGCUGGUUCUGGAGGCAGGGGAUCCUGUGCAGCCUGGGAUCCCUCAGGUUCAGCAUCCGAGUCCGAAUCCCAGGCCAUCACAGGCGUGGUGGUGGCGAUCAAGCAGGAAAAUGUGUUGACAGAUAUGCUCUCCAGCAUCAGGGCACCCGAGAAAGCAGCCCAGGAAGGCUGUGCAGCGUCUUUCACCAGGAAGCAGGAGGAGGAAAACGACCGGGAGCAGGGCUGUCUUUAGCAGAUGCAGUGGCUUGGGAAGAAAGCUGCACACCCACCAGCCAUAUAGUUGGUGGGGCGCAGCUGGCGGGCAUGCAGGAAAAGGGGAGGCUGCCGGCAAAGCCCUGCAGCUCCCCUACUUGCUAGGGAGCCCCUGAGAGGCUGGCUCCCUGGCGCAAAGAACCACUGACACCAAUGGGAAAGACGGCUCUGCAAGGGGGUGCGUCGGCGUUGCCGCACGUCCCAGAGAGGUGCACCGGCAGCAGGGAAUGUCCUGGCGGGGCACCUGUGGUGAUGUCACCCCCCUCAGGGAUGGCACCCGGGGCGGACCACACCCACCGCACCCUCCUUGCUCCGCCUCUGAGCAAGGAUACCCCACCUAUCUGCAAAAUGCCUAUUUAGCAGAGGAUAAGCUCUAGUGAUGUUUACACACCCCGUUCCCAAAACUAGAAACAAACACCUGUACCCUACAAAAAACUUGAAAACCCAGAUAAAAAAGGAAGAAGCACACCCAAAAUGGAUAAGCAAUCCUUCUCAAACAAUAAGAAGAAGAAGAAGUCCCAAACACCUCAUUAAAAAUAAUAUAAAAUGGGGGACGGGGCAUAUGGCCCUGGUGGGCACUAGGUUGUGUGUAUGGAGGCAUUGUUGUGUCCGUUGGGGAACCCAGAUAUGCAUAUAUAAAUGCAUAAAAAUACCACACAUCACCACAAUAAGCUAGGCAGUCCUAUUUGUACCAGUUAGUUAAUAAAGGUUUAUUGGCUGUGAUCUUCCCUCUCUACACUUUAUAAUACAGACAAAGAUAUGUUGAUCUAAUAUUGGACUGAAGGUAAGUCUUUUGGUUUCCAUCUCUGAGAAUUCUUGCUAUGAUCUGAUCUUAGUGUCUUGUCCCAAUUUUUUUUAUUUUUUUUUUUGGAAUCCCUUUUUUAUUCUGCACUCAGGAUAAUUUGUGCUCAUAAUGCUAUCAGGGUGACCAUGCACAAAACAUGCUUUCAAUACUAUUUCUGCUAGUGAAACCUUUGCGGCAGUCCUACCGUUUCAUUUCAAAUCAGUGCAUGUCCUAUAACUUCCUGCUGAAGUUCUGCAAAUGUUCUGAGUUUCUGUGUUUAUAGCCCCUCCAGACAGCAAUAAUGUGCUGGGAUUAGGAAAGCAUCACAGAACAACUAAUAAAGCAGAAUAAAUCCACCACAGAUGCUCUAUUAUUAUGUCGAUAAUAUAUUGCAGAACACAAGAAACACUCGCGUGUGUGAGAAAGUGAAGGGGCAGGAAAUACUUUGACUCCUGGAUCCACAGAGAGCUGCAUUACUGUGUUUAUUUUUAUUUUUUUAAGGGUUCCUUGUCUUCAAUAUUUUGUAUACAUGGGCAGGUUCACCCAUCAGCUCAAUGUCACUCAGAAAGUUUCAUGGAUAAGUGACGAUUUGAACCCUGGGUCUCCAUGGUCCAAUCCCCCCUCACCCCAAUUUUUAAAAUUAAAUUUCCAGAAAUUCCACAUACAAUCCAACACACAAACAUAUAUAUAGUUAAAAAAUUAUAUUACCGACUUCCCAUCCCAUUUUCUAUGCUGCUUUUCUUAUCCCUCCAUUGCUGUACCCUGUCUUCCCUCUUUUUACAUGAUAAUCAUAACAUAAUAGUCUCUAAUUAAUUCUGUUGAUCAUAAUUCAGAUCCUGCUCAUGGAUUCUUCAUGUUAUGAUAUUUCUUCAAAUAACCCCAAAAGAGCUUCCAUUCUUCAAGAAAAAAAAAUUGUUAGACUCUCUUAUUUUAGCUGUUAGCUUUGCUGAUUCAACAUAAUCCAUAAGAUUGCUUUCCAUGGUCCUAAUUCAACACUCUAACCAUUUCAUCAUACUUCUCCCUCCCUCCCUCCCUCCCUCCCUCCCUCCCUCUACUCCUUUCAUCACCCAGCAGGGAAAAGCUUGACCUCCAUGUUGGGUGUUGAAGAGAGACUUUCCAUUUUCUGAGCUGGGCUGUGGCUCAGUGGUAGAACAUCUGCCUUGAGUGCAGAAGGUUCCAGGUUCAAUCCCUGACAUGUCCAAGUAGGGCUGGGAAAGAGACUCCUGCCUGGAACCCUGGAGGAGCCGAUGCUGGUCAGAUGGACCAAUGGCCUGUGAUUCUGGAUAAGACAGCUUCCCACGAAGAGCUGCCAUGGGAAAAAGAGAGCCAUCUCUCUGUCUGCCUCCCAUAACCAGCUAGGUCAACUUCCAUGUGGCACUAAGGGGAUGAAAGUACCAGGCAGAGCAAACAUUUGCAGUCUGCUAGGGAGGAGAGGACAUGAUCCAGAUCGGAACCCACUGCAGGCUUCAUCCUAACCACAAGCCAGUGGUUCCCCUGCCUUCCUGUUGGCAUUGCAGCUGGAGAAUUUGGAGAGGAUGUUCCUCUUGUUGGCACUAUGUUCUUAGCAAGCAGAACAUGCGCCUGGCAAUUGGUUGAUAUGCGGAAGGUUUUCCAUGUCACUUGCCACUUAAGUAAAGCACUUGACCCAGAAGUCCUUUAGAUGACAUUUUGAAAAUGUUUGGCUAAUUAGCCUAAUGAAUUUAACACUGGAGGCAACAGUUGGAGUAUUCAUCACGUGGAUGGCAGCUUUAAACAACAGAGGAAGAACUGCUGGGGAAAUGGGUGGAAUUAGAUGGAAACGAAACUUCGGGCAGGGUGAUGUGAGAGACACCAGUUUAUUUGUUUUGAAGUGAUAGCUUUCCUUCCUGGAGUCCUGGCUUCAUGAUUCAGACGGACCACAUGGAUAGACCACAUUAGCAGGACACGGAACGUGGUGUCCAACUGAUCCUUUUGUCAUGUGCAGGAAUCAAAACAUAGAAUGACCAACUUAUUUAUAGCCACUAGACAAGUUACAGCAUGUGUUGUAGAAAUUUACUAGGCCUUCAUUGAUUUCAAACAGGUGUGGGCUAGUUUGGACAGUGGCCUUCCUAACGCAAGCUGCAAUCUUAUGUACAGUGGUACCUUGGUUGUCAAACUUAAUCCGUUCCGGGAGUCCGUUCAACUCCUGGAACCAUUCGAAAACCAAGAUGUGGCUUCCAAUUGGCUGCAGGAGCUUCCUGCACUCAGUUGGAAGUCAUGGAAGUCACAUCAGAUGUUUGGUUUCCAAAGAAUGUUAAAAAACCGGAACACUUACUUCCGGUUUUUAGCGUUCGGGAGCCAAAACGUAUGUGUACCAAGGGGUUCGAGAGCCAAGGUACGACUGUACACUUAAGUAAGAGUAAGCCCCACUGAGCUCAGUUGCACUUCCUUAUUUAUCACAUCUGUAUACCACCUUUAUCUUCCAAAGAUCUCAAGGUGGUAUUGUUGUUGUUUAGUCGUUUAGUCGUGUCCGACUCUUCAUGACCCCAUGGACCAGAGCAUGCCAGGCACUUCUGUCUUCCACUGCCUCCUGCAGUUUGGUCAAACUCAUGCUGGUAGCUUCGCGAACACUAUCCAACCAUCUCAUCCUCUGUUGUCCCCUUCUCCUUGUGCCCUCCAUCUUUCCCAACAUCAGGGUUUUUUCCAGGGAGUCUUCUCUUCUCAUGAAGUGGCCAAAGUAUUGGAGCCUCAGCUUCAGGACCUGUCCUUCCAGUGAGCACUCAGGGCUGAUUUCCUUAAGAAUGGAGAGGUUUGAUCUUCUUGCAGUCCAUGGGACUCUCAAUAGUCUCCUCCAGCACCAUAAUUCAAAAUUAUUCAAUUCAAGGUGGUAUAUAUACAUGGCUUUCCUUUUCCCCACUUCACCCUCGCAACAACCCUGUGAGGAAGUUUGAGCUAAGACAUAAUGACUGGCCCAAGGUCACCCAGUGAGCUUCAUGACUGAGUGGGGAUUCAAACCCUAGUUGCCCAGGUUCUGGUCCAACACUCUAACCAUUACGCCACACUGGUUCUAAUUCUGAGUAGAUAGAAGAAGAGCUCUGCUGGAUCAGGCUAAACCAGUGUUUCCCAAACUUGGGUCUCCAGCUGUUUUUGGACUACAACUCUCACCAUCCCUAGCUAGCAGGACCAGGGGUGAUGGGACAGCUGGAGACCCAAGUCUGGGAAACACCAGAGGAAUGUCUACUGGUCCAGCACUCUGUUCUCACAGUUGUCAAUCAGAUCCCACUUCUGGGAGGCUGGGAAGCAGGACCUGAGUGCAACAGCUUCAACUUCCAUGCAUAGGAUUGAACUAUAAACUCACAUAUUGUAUAAGGUUUAAAGAAUAAUAUGCACCAGAAAAGUUCAUUGGGAAGUGGAGUAUAUAAAGAAUAUUUAUCUAUCCCUGGAACAGUAAUAUUGAAAUGAUAUUGAACCAUAAAUGCUGUUUCCAUUGAUACAAUUUUUCCUCAGAUAAUUCACCACUCUAUAUUCAUCUGGAUUUUACAGCUUUAUAAAAUCUGAGAAUAAGUUUGCUAUCAUGUUUUGCCUUAUAAAAUAGGAUGGUAUGAAAUGAAUAAAGUAAGAUUUCUUUCAAAGCAUUUCCCCUCUUUUUGCUCUGUUUAUAAAUGUGUUUGCAUUUGUAUACUAAUAAUAUAUAAUGUUAAUAUUGUGUAGUGAUAGAGAGUUGUGCCUGGAGAUGGGAAGACUCAGUGGUGAUAUGAUAGCCAUCUUCAAAUAUCUGAAGGGCUGUCGCAUUGAAGAUGGAACAAGCUUGUUUUCUGUUGCUCCACAGGGCAGGGCCCAAACCAACAGAUUCAAAUGGGAUUCUGAUUAAUUUUUAGGAAGACCUUUCUGGUGGUAAGAGCUGUUUCAAGAGUGAACCAAACUACGAUGGACGGUUGUAAACUCUCCUUCCUUGGAGGUUUUUAAACAGAGUUUGGAUGGAGUUAGACAAGACGGGUCCCUUCCAACUUUAGAAUUCUUUGAUUCUAAGCAGCCUUUCUCAACGUUGGGUCCCUAGAUGUUUUUGGCCUACAACUCCCAUCAUCCUUGACCACUGGUCCUGUGAACUAGGGAUCAUGGGAGUUGUACGUCAAAAACAUCUGGGGAACCAAGGUUGAGAACCACUGUAAGGGAUUGAGAGAGUGUUCAGCCUCAAAAGAUGAGCUGAGCUGAACUCAAGAGUGUUUUGCUUUGCCUUGCUGCUACUAGGAACUUUCUCCUUUGUAACACAUAAAUCGUUGCCUACAGUGGAGUGUCUCAGUUGAGUUUCCCACAACACAAUAGACCAUGGGUAGGCAAACUCAGGCCCGGGGGCCGGAUCCAGCCCAGUCGCCUUCUAAAUCCGGCCUGCAGAUGGUCCGGGAAUCAGCAUGUUUUUAUAUGAGUAGAACAUGCCCUUUUAUUUAAAAUGCAUCUCUGGGUUACUUGUGGGGCCUGCCUGGUGGUUUUUACAUGCGAAGAAUGUGUGCUUUUAUUAAAAAUGCAUCUCUGGGUUAUUUGUGGGGCAUAGGAAUUUGUUAAUCCCCCCCCCAAAAAAAUAUAGUCCGGCCUCCCACAAGGUCUGAAGGACAGUGGACUGCCCCCCUGCUGAAAAUGUUUGCUGACCCCUGCAAUAGACGAAUGCAAUGCCCUAUGGAUGUCCAUCCAUCUUAGCCAUCAUGGCCAAUGCUCAGGGGUGAUGGGAAUAGAACAACACCUGAAGCUGUCCAUGCUACCUGCCACUGCCAUAGACCCAGGUUGUGUUUCUGCCUGGUUUAAUUUGAAAAGCCAUGCUGGUGUUAGGUUUGUAUAUUUUCUCUUCUCGUACGUCCUGUGCAAGCACACCAGAAGCCUAGUCAGCAGUCUGCAUAAUAAACUCCCUUGGCUGAAGAGAAAGAGGGGUUGUUGUUUUUUGUUGCUGAUAAAUAUUUGAUGGUCUAAUGCUGCUGGGAACUACAGUACAAUGCAAACACAACUGUCUCUGAAUGGGAAUGAGAUGGAUGACAUCUCCCCCCCUCCCUCACUGGCCCCAGUCCAGCUACUUCCAAUGAAAUGAAUGGGGCAUGUUGAAGCCAUGCCCAAUAGUGAAUGUCUGUACAGACGUCAGCCCUAUUGGGUUCAAUGGGACAUACUCCUAGUUAAUUUAGGAUUGCAUCCUAGUAGCAUAGGGAGCUGAUUUUUACAGAGUCUGACAAUUGCUCCAUCUUUGCUGACUGACAGGCUCAUCAGGAUUUCUCACAGGGAUCUCUCCUCACCCAGCUGUGAAUUAAACCUGGUACUUUCAAUAUGCCUUAGCUCCGUUGAUUUCAGCGGGGUAUAAGUACAACACAUAUAAAUUGGACCAGGAACUUUGGUUGUUGUUUUUAUAAUUGUGUUCCCUUAAUUUUUUAGAGCCAGUGUGGUAUAGUGGUUAAAAGCGGUAGUCUCGUAAUCUGGGGAACCGGGUUCGCUUCCCUGCUCCUCCACAUGCAGCUGCUGGGUGACCUUGGGCCAGUCACACUUCUCUGAAGUCUCUCAGCCCCACUCACCUCACAGAGUGUUUGUUGUGGGGGAGGAAGGGAAAGGAGAAUGUUAGCCGCUUUGAGACUCCUGAAGGGGAGUGAAAGGCGGGAUAUCAAGUCCAAACUCUUCUUCUUCUUUUUAUUCAUGCCUUUCCUUUUCAUUUUAAAACGUUUGCCUAACUCUCACCUAUAAAGGACCUUGAACUAGCCGAUAACCAAGUGAAAACAUACAAAAUUCAAUGAAACACGUGGGCAUUGCAACGCAAGCCAUGAUAAAAGCAAUUAGAACUGCAGCAAUUGUCCAAUCAGCCAAAUGUCGACUAGCAGUGAAAUGUUACACCAGUUAAUGCCUUUAUCCUUGGUGACAUGCUCCAAUAGCUUUCUCUCUCACCCAAGGAAAUUAGGUUUGUAAUGUACUCUCCAAACAACAACAACAACAUACCUGGUGAAGACUUUUUGCCAUCUGAAAACUUCAAAAAUAAGCCCGAGCAAAAGUCCUGCCUUUAACCAAACUUUCACCCCCUAUGUGUCUCUUAUGCUGAGUCAAACCUUUGGUCUACACUGACUGGCCGCAACUCUACAUCGUUUUAGACAGGGGUAUUUGCUGGCCCUGCCUGUAGAUGGUGGGGGUUGAACCUGAGCUCUACGCAUGUGAAACAGAUCCUCUACCACCACGUUUCCAUGAAGGCAAGCUGGAAUGAAUUUUCCCUAUUUGGAAAUUAUUCUCUUCAAAUUUUGCUGUUUCCAGGUAGGCUAUAAUAAGUCAUAGUUGGCACAAGCCUUUGAUAAGCCUUUCCUCCAUUGCAAGGGGUUGGACUAGAUGACCCUUGAGUCCAUUCCAACUCUGCGAUUUCAUGAUUCUAUAAUCAGAUAUUUUCCAGUUGGUAUUUGGCAGUAAUUGAUCACUAGCCAAUGGUAACAAUCAGCAUUUGACAGUACCGAGAAGCCACAAUCAAUAUUUGACAGGCUCAACUAAUAUGCAGCAGCAAUCAUAUUUUUAAUGUGUAGGGCAGCAAUUUUUGGCUAUAUUUUCCCCAGCAGUUGGCAUGCAGUAGCGGUCUUUAUCUGACGUGAAUGUUUCGCAGCUGACAUGUGAUUGCUGUCAACAUUUGGCAUCCUCUAGUAGCAGAAUGUAGGCUGUUUUGAAAUUUUCUCCAACCAUCCCUUCACUCACACAAUGGAACGAGGCAAAUGUUGACCUCCCUGAAUUUCUGUCCCAGAAUUCAGAUAACAGAUGUUGAGGUCCAAUGCCAAUAUCAGUACUGGAAUUUGAUACGUCUGGAAAUCCAGCAGACUUUAACCAUUAAUGUAAAAGGAAUGCAGGAAGCUGUUAAACUUGUCAAGUCAUAGAAUCAUAGAGUCAGAAGAAGACUUGCAGAUUAUCUAGUCCAACCCCCUGCUUGGUGAAGGAAAUCUAGAGCUGGAGCAUCUCCCAAGAGAUGGUUGUUCAGCCUCUGCUUGAAGAUGACUAGAGAGGGAGAACCUACCACCGCUAUAGGUAAUGGGCUGCAUUGUCAAACUGCUCAUAUUGUCAAGAGGUUCAACCAAGAUCUACCCUACUGCAACUUGACCUCACUAGAACCAGUCCUGACCUCUGGGAAGUAGAGACUCCUGAAUCCUCAGAAAGAAGGCUAUAUCUAUCUAUCUAUCUAUCUAUCUAUCAUCUAUCUAUCUAUAUCUAUCUAUCAUCUAUCUAUCAUCAUCUAUCUAUCAUCUAUCUCUAGCUUAUUAGCUAGCUAGCUGUCAUCUAUCUAUCAUCUAUCUAUCAUCUCCAAACCAAAAAUAUAAAGGAAGCUAACUUCUCCACUUUUCCAAUGAGCCUUUCAUAGAGGAACGAACCAUUCUGACGAACCUUUCCAAUAUUUUGGGAUGAUGUCAACUUCCGCCAUCCCAGUCUUUGCCCAACCCCCCACCCACCCAUCUUAUUGAAAACAAAAACCUUGCAACGGUAAACAAGCCAUUGAUGAAGGACAUUUCCUGCAGAACAAAUGCCAGGUUGCUCAUCUGUCUCCAGCACAAUUUAUUGCCUGAACCAAGGGCAGUGAGACCAAUGAAAGUGUCAUUGCUCUGGUGUCCUACCAAACAGAGAUCCUGGAAAUUUUUCUUUCUCUGCCUCACACUUCCCCUUUCUUCUUCUGUCACUUUGUGGGUGGAGAGCAUAGAAGCCCAACCACCAGUAGCUGGAAACUGAGCCUGCAAGUAAGGCUUUCCUGAGCUCUUGACGCAGGAGACAGAAAGGGACAAUGUUUGCAGACCAGACAGAGGAAGAUAGAGGAAUCUCAUCAUUGCAGCACUGGAACAGCAUUCCUCAACCUGGCAUUCUCCAGAUGUUUCAGCCUACAACUCCCAUCAUGCCUACUGGCCAUGCUGACUGAUGGGAGUUGUAUUGCAAAACAUCUGGAAGGACAAGGCAGGGGUAAUUUGCCAUUCAGUGUAAUUGCCUGCAAUGGCCCACAUGACUUGGAUUCCGAGCUCCUGCAAUGGAAUGACAUCAGCACUCACUUUGUGGCAUUGUUGUUGAAAUAACGCAGCUCACUGCAGCCAAUAGGAUUAAGUAUCAGGGUGAGCAAAUGACAUAAAAGAAUAUGGAAAGGAAGGAAGAAGGAAAAUAACAGCAAAAAGAAGAAAAUGUGAAUAUGGUUGAAGCGUGCGGAGGCAGGAAAAGUGGCAUAACAUCAGUUGCUGGCACCCGGGGCGGGCAAUUGCCAGCCCAUCCCUUGCCGCUAGUGACCCUGAAAUAAAGCGGGGCUGUGCUGAGCCACCUGCCCACCCACACGAAGGGGAGCCCAGCUAGCUGAUGGCAGAAAGGAGCACUGGGCCUGGCCAUACUGGGGCUGUCUAGGGUGUGUGUGCCUGUUUUUUUGCCAUCUCAGAAAUUGUGCGCCUGGGGCCACAGUGCCUCCUGGCACCCCCACACCCCCACACACUAUGCCCCUGGGUGGGAAACAGUGAAGGUCCAUAGGUCUGUCAGGAUUUUCAUUCUCUCCCGUGCUGCAGAGUGUGUGUGACUACUAGAUCACAUGCUCUGUGUGUUGACAUUCCAUUCUUUGGAAGCGUGAGAACGGAAGGAAUUGUGCACCACUUCCGUCUUCUUUGUUCUGCUGUUGUUGCUCUCUCUCGGAGGAGAAGAGAACAUUCCAUGAUUGCUCUGUUCUUUAUUUUGAUCCUGUAAAUAAAUCACUAAACCCAAAUGCCAUGGGUCCUCAGUCUUAGCUUCUGCUAGACUCUGCUGUGUAUGACAUGCAUGCAUUUUUGGGUCCUGCUUGGACGUCCGGAGGAGUGAAUGCUGUGCUAUGCGUUCCGGACCGGUUUUGGGAGAGGGCGGCCUCCCACCAAGAAGCACCGAGAAGGUCAUGGGUAAAGCAUCUGAUUUGCAUAUAAGGUAAAGGUAAAGGGACCCCUGACCAUUAGGUCCAAUUGUGGCCGACUCUGUGGUUGUGGCACUCAUCUAGCUUUAUUGGCCGAGGGAGCCGGCAUACAGCUUCUGGGUCAUGUGGCCAGCAUGACUAAGCCGCUUCUGGUGAACCAGAGCAGUGCACGGAAACACCGUUUACCUUCCUGCUGCAGCGGUACCUAUUUAUCUACUUGCACUUUGAUGUGCUUUCGAACUGGUAGGUUGGCAGGAGCUGGGACCAAGCAAUGGGAGCUCACCCCAUUGCGGGGAUUCGAACCGCCGACCUUCUGAUGGGCAAGUCCUAGGCUCUGUGGUUUAACGGUUAACCCACAGCCUCACCCGCAUCCCAUGAUUUGCAUGUAGUGGGUCCUAAAUUCAAUUCCCAACAUCUUUAGGUAAAAUGAGGAGAAACUCCAAAUGCCUGAAAUCCUGCAGAGCCACUGCCAGGCGACAAUACCGGUGUGACUCCCUGGUUCCAACAUAAAACUGAAUGUGAAACAAGGGAAGCUGGUUUAGCUCUGCUCUAAUAGUAAGCAUUUAAUCAUCAAUAGCAGUGUCCAACAGCUUGUCUAUAGAAUCACAGGCUCAGUAAAAAUCAAUAUUGCAUAUGAGGGUUUCUUAUUCCCAGUGGCACACUUAUAUAUGGUUAAACAAAGCCGUGAUCUGCUUUAGAGAUACCCCCUGGAGGUGGUUUGUACUUGGUCAUCUUUCAAGUUUAUUCAGACGAUGUUUGGCACAGAUUUUAGCAGCUUUCUCUGCGGAUGAUUGAAGAAUUAAGUCUUUGCACAUUCUCAGCUGACCCGAUCCACACCUCUCGGACUAAUGCAUGGAUCCCAGCUGAGAUGUUCACUGAACUUUGCAAGCUUGAAUGCUGUGGUGCAGUGCUUAAACAUAUCACAGCAGGUUUUAAAAUGUGCAUUUUGAGAGAAGAUAUGUUUUAAAAGGUAUCGCCAAAAAGCCAGUUUAAAUCUUAAUUUGGAUUCCUCGCUUCCCCACACAAAUGUGCAUAUGAAAGCAGAAAGGAGACAGAAUUCAAAGGUGACAAAGACUAGAAAUAGUCUGAUUUCCCCCAUCCCCAGCUUUUUAUUGUAUUUUAUUUUUUGCUAGGCUAAAUAAAUUUAGAACACAGGAACCUGUCUUAUACAGAGUCAGACCGUUGACCUGUCAACCUCAGUACUGUCUUUACUGGCUGGCAGUGGCAUUCCAGGGUUUCAGAUGGAGAGCACUCUCAGCCCUAUCUGGAGAUACUGAGGCUCGAGCCCAUCGCCUUCUACAUGCAGAGCUGGGGACGCAGGUGGCGCUGUGGUCUAAACCACAGAGCCUCUUGGGCUUGCUGAUCGGAAGGUCGGAGGUUCAAAUCCCUGUGAUGGAGUGAGCUCCCAUUGCCCUGUCCCAGCUCCUGCCAACCUAGCAGUUCGAAAGCACACCAGUGCAAGUAGAUAAAUAGGUACUGCUGCAGUGGGAAGGUAAAUGGCGUUUCUGUGCACUUUGGCUUCCAUCAUAGUGUCCAGUUGGGCCAGAAGCAGUUUAGUCAUGCUGGCCACACGACCUGGAAAGCUGUCUGUGGACAAACGCCAGCUCCCUUGGCUUGAAAGCGAAAUGAGUGCCACAACCCCAUAGUCACCUUUAACGGGACUUAAUUGUCCAGGGGUCCUUUACCUUUCUCCCUUUUUUUACACGCAGAGCUAAUGCUAUUCCAUGGAGCUAUGGCUGAGAAAUCCUAAGAUGGUGGGGACAGGGAGAUUCUGCAAUGGAGGGACUACCAUGUCCUUAGCCAAAGGCAGCUAACCUGUGACCUUCCAGAGGUUGCUGGGUUCCAAUUCAUUCUCAUCAUCCCUGUCCCUUUUCCACACUGGCUGGGGGCUGAUGGGAGUCUUAAAACAUACAGAGAGUCAUAGGUUAGCCACUCCUCUUCUAGGUCCUGCUGGCUCCUUUUGGCCAAGGUGGAAGGGGGGUUGGUUUUUCUCCUGUCCCUGCUCUCCUCUGAAACCCUGCUUGAAAACCUUGACGAGCUACUUCCUGUCAGUGAAGACAGUACUGAGCUAGUUAGAUCAAUUACCAGACUCAGCAUAAUCAGCCUUCUCUGCCCCUAUGGUCAACUGUUCACCCAUUCAAUGGUUCUCGCUCUUUAAACCAGAUUUGGAUUGGGUGACCCUUCCAACAGAGGACUGUCUUCUGGCCAUGCUAAGCCACCAAGACUUGGGUGGAGUAAUUAAGCCAAACAGCAGGAUUAGCAAUAGCCUCCAAUAGGCUAAAAAAAAUCCUGUGCUUGUUCCCCCUCCCCACUCCUUGAGACCAAAAUUAGCUGCUUAGAUAUUUACUGUCAACUCUCCCUGGGAAGAGAAGUUUGCCUCUUAACUAGAUUUGCUGCUGAGCUACCUAAUUAAGGAAGCACCAGAGACUUUGUAUUCCAAAGCCUUCCGGGUAUCCCCAGAAGAUUUUCAGAUUUGCCAUUCGGCAGCUUGUCAACAGGAAGACAGCCGUUUUGCAUGCAGAAAAGAUGGUGUCACGCAAGGCACCAGUGCUAUCAAAUGUCUGCUUGGAAUUCCCUCCCAAAGUCCUUAAGGAACCUCUGCAAAGGGGGCAGAGGGCCAUCUCCUUCACCCACUGCUCAGAUUGAAAUAUCGCGGGGGGAGGGUGUGGUGGGGGACGAAAUCGUGGCAGCUAGGAAGCUUUCUGAAAUGAGAGGUGCUUCCAAGAUACGCCUUACGAUGUCCUAUGAUUGAGAUGUGUACUUCUGGCUUCAUCAGCUCACCGCAACCACCUGAAGGUACUUUGAACCCUUGCCCAUCAAGCAUAGAUGGGAUACUUUACAUACAAAAGAAAAAGAGACACGGGUGGUGCUAUGGUGUAAACCACUGAGUCUCUUGGACUUGCCGAUCGGAAGGUUGGCGGUUUGAAUCUCCGCGAUGGAGUGAGCUCCCGUUGCUCUGUCCCAGCUUCUGCCAACCUAGCAGUUUGAAAGCACGCCAGUGCAAGUAGAUAAAUAGGUACAGCUGCAGCAGGAAGGUAAACAGUUUCCGUGCACUCUGGUUUCUGUCACAGUGUCCUGUUGCGCCAGAAGCAGUUUAGUCAUGCUGGCCACAUGACCCAUAAAAGCUAUCUGUGGAUGAAUGGCGGCUCCCUAGGCCUGAAAAGCGAGAUGAGCGCCGCAACCCUAUAGUCGCCUUUUGAAAAAAUCAUUUUUAUUGAUUUUCCAAUAAAAACAGCCAAUUAACAUAUCCAUAUCAUAAUCCAAUUAAAACCAACGAACUAAAAUAAAAAACGACCAAAUUACAGUCCAAAUUAUUAAUUAUAUAUAUAAAAAAUUCCAGGCUCCCCAUAGUCUGGACCUCUGAAGUGUAUCUCCAAUAUCUUCACUCCUGCGUCUUCUAACCUCAUAGUCACCUUUGACUGAACUUAACCAUCUAGGGGUCCUUUACCUUUUUACCUACAUACAAAAGAAAGUAUUUAUUCACACAGCACAUUGUUUAGCUAUGGAGUUUGCUCUCAUGGCAUGUAGUGAUGGCCACCAACUUGGAUGGCCUUAAAAGAGGGUGCUAUCAAUGACUACUACCUCUGAUGCUUCUCCUUCCAUCGCUGGAGGCAGAAUGCUUCUGAAUAUCAGUUGCUGAAAACCUCAGGAAGAGAGAGUAUUCUUCCACUCCAGUCCUGUUUUCAGGCUUCAUUUAGGUAUCAGGGUGGCCCCUCUGAAAACAGGGUGCUGUACCAGGUGGUCCAUUGGUCUGAUCUAGCAGAGACUUCUUCUGCUGUUAUAUUCUUGUUAGCAUUAUUCAUAUGAACAUAGAAAGAUUCCUUAUGGGGAGUGUGACUAUUGUCCAUCUAGUCCAGUGUUCUCUCCACUGAAUGGCAGAAGUUCUCCAGGGUUUCACCCAGGAGUCAUUUCCAGUCCUACCUGGAGUUGGUGGAGACCAAACUUGGCAGAUGCUCUACCACCACUGACCUUCAUCAUUUAUCAGACUGACCAAGAAAUCCUAAGGUGGUAGUGAUGAGGAGAAACCGCCAUGCCUUAACCCAGGAGUGGCCACCAUGCAGUUAGCCUUCAGCCCUUUCCCAGACUCUGCUAAGACCCUUUAGAUAUCUCUUGAACAUACAGUGCCCUAUGUGUGCACUCACUAUGCUUGUGUGUGUGUUUAUACAGACUGCACUCAUGCAAGCAUUGUUUCUGCAAAGUGUCUGAUCGUGUCCAUGGAACUGCGUGCAUAGAGUAGAAUGAUAGAUAAGGGAAUAAGCCAGCCAUGCUUGAGUUUCCAGGUCAACUAGUGAUGAUUUAGUGGCAAAUUAGAUUCUGAAGUGCCGAAGCUCAUAAUGACAGGCCCUAUAGGCAUCCGGAAAAGAAUGUCUGUGCCCAAAAGAACACAUUGAUCUUUAACAAAAGAUUUUGAGCUGAACUACAACCUUUAGCUUUUCAAUAGAGCGGCACAGAAUCCUUGUCAUCGACUCAUUCACUUGCCAGGAAGGUCUGCCAGUUACUCUGGCACUCCAGCAGAUAUCAUCACUCUUGUUUGAGGCAGGGUGCGGAUGGGAGGGGAUAGGAUGCUGGAGCUGUUCUCUCCAUCCCCACUUCUCCAACCCCCCCACCUUUCUUCCUCACUUUCCACUGGCAAUCUAUUCAUAUGUUAUUUCUGCCAUACAAAUAGCCUGCUUGCACGCACGGUGUAAUACAGGUGCAUCUUGCAGAACUCUGCAGACCAGUUUCCAUGAGGAAGGUGUUCCUGUUUCAAUAUACAACCCCCUCAUCUUCUGAGCUCUGAAUCCUUCCCCAGGAAAUGAUUAUCUAUGGUCCUUACAAGGGGGAAAGUAAUAAGUCUCUUCACUCAGGUGGACAAUGGAUCCUCCUGGAGAGGGAAGUAUUCCAUUUUUGGAAUGUUUCCUCUCCAGGAGCCUUGCUUGAGUAUCAAGGUCUUCUGGAUCCUUGGUUCUUCAGUCUUGACUUCUGGUUGGCUCUUUGAUCCUGCCUCCUGGUUUGUUCUGACUUACUCCUCAGUCCUCACCAUUGGUGUCCUCACUACUGUACUCACGACAGCUUCAUCAUCCAUAAAGAUAUAUGUGACACCCACAAACACAUGGCUCUCCCUCCGAUUGAUGAUUGAUUGAUUGAUUGAUUGAUUGAUUCUCUAAGGAGCUCAAGGUGGCACUCACGGUUCUCCCCUCCUCAUUUAAUCUCCACAACAACCCUGUGAGGUCAGCUUGGCUGUGAGGCAGUGGCAGGCCGAAGCUCACCCAGUCUCUUAGGUCUUUGUCCAACCCUAUAACCCCUACACCACACUGCCCCUCUUGAUGAAAGGAUGAAAGGGGUGUAGGAGUGAAGACACAUGAAGAUGACGUGGAGCAGGAAUGGACUGAUCCACUCAUCUUUAAUUGCAGCCCACUCUUUUUGAAUUUGGCCCCCAAACUAACAGCGAGCCAACAGAAGAUCUUCACGUACUGAGGAAAUGUAUCAUCAUUCCCUCAGUAUUUGACUGCCGUGUUCUAGAACCAAUGUUUUGGAUCUCUGAUGAUGAGAUCAGGGGGUGGGGAACCCAUUUUUACCCUGAAGGCAAUAUUCCCUUUCAGACAACCUUCUGAGGAUGUCAUGCCUGUGGUGGUCAGAGACGUGAAUAUAAAUUUGCCCUUUAUACAGUGGGUUAUACACCUGCACACACUCAUAGCCCCUCUUGUUCCUCCAGCCAGGUCUUCAAGAGGCAUUGUCAGAAUUCAACAGCAUGUUCCAGCAAGGCAGGUACACCCAGUGUGCAAGGAAGGAGAGGGGGCGUGGCCUAGAGAGAGUUCCAAGGGCCAGAUUGCGCAACAAAGAGGCCGCAUUUGGCCUGAGGUUCCCCACCCAUGCCACAGAUUGUGGCAAUUUCUCUUGCAGAUUCCCCUCCUCCCCCCACCCCCAGUUCAUAUAUAGGCAUACCAGAAAGCUACAUCUAGCAUGCAGAUUGCUUCAUUUUCUGCACUCCAGAUCCAUUUUAGUUGUUGGUUUCUGAACACUUUCUUUUUAAAAAAAAAAAGAAAAGAAAAAAAAAGCCACAGUGUUCUCGCAGGCCAUACUGCUGAAUUAUUCAUCGGUACUUCAUUAUCUCCCUCUUGCGCAGUUCAAAGGACAGCGGAAGCAUGAUGGGUUGCGGCUCUUGUUUCUCAGCGGGGCGAGCAGCUUGCUACAAUGUCAAGCCGAGGCACUUUCUGAUUAUUUACCUGAACGAGCAAAACUCCUCUGAUGGCACUUUGAGCUUGAGCCACCUGCCAGAUUAUUCCGGAGUCGGAUCGGCUCAUUAUAAGGAAAGCGCGAGUUCUGGCAGAAGCCACCCCAAAAGCAGGGAUUUGGUUCAGAUACAGAUACAUCUGUAUCUGAUUGGAGGGAAUCGAGAAAAAGCCACAAAUCAAAGGUUCAUCACACAAUCAACAGGUUUUUUUAAAAAAUAGUCUCAGUUUUUAAAAAGUAUUUGCCUGGUCCCAGGUGUCACCACCGAGAAGGCCUAGUAUGUGGUAGCCUGAUGCCUCCCCUCUGACUGCAAGAAUACCCACAGGAGGCCUUCCAGUGGAAGACCUUGCAUUUGAUCCAGAAGCUGCAGUUAAUGCAGAACGCUGCAGCAUGAUUGCUGACCUUGUCAGCAUGCAACAUCUGAGCCAGUGUGGUGUAGUGGUUAAGAGCGGUAGUCUCGUAAUCUGGGGAACCGGGUUCGCGUCUCCGCUCCUCCACAUGCAGCUGCUGGGUGACCUUGGGCCAGUCACACUUCUCUGAAGUCUCUCAGCCCCACUCACCUCACAGAGUGUUUGUUGUGGGGGAGGAAGGGAAAGGAGAAUGUUAGCCGCUUUGAGACUCCUUAAAGGGAGUGAAAGGUGGGAUAUCAAAUCCAAACUCUUCUUCUUCUUCUUCUGAUGCAACCCUUAUUUAUAUCCCAGCUGAUUUCAUUGGGGGCAUUGGGCAUGGUCUUUAUCAUGCCCAUCCUGUCUUUCCAUGAUGCCAUUUGGAUCUCUUAAUGCCACUUCCAAAAUUGUUUUCUGGAACAACAUAUAUGAUUUUCUAGAAUAGAAAAAUCAAAUAGAGGUUGACCUGUGUUAUUAUUAUUUAAAAAAAUAUUCUUUGGAAUAUUUGAAAGUAUAGGGAAUUUAUUUUUUUUAUAUUGUGACAAUCUCGUUUCCAGACCUCCUUUCAUUCCCCAGUGCAUCAGUUUUAUUCUUCUCUCCUGAAAGGCCAUUGUAACCAAGAUAAUUCUUCCAAUCAAUGUUAGCCUUCUAAUUUUGUGUGGCUGCCUCGCCAGCACACUGUGUUUUAUGGGCCUGUUGAUUGUCUGUGGUGAAUGGGAUUUCUCUAGUGCUUCCAAGGCCUAACAGUAAAUUAAUUACCACGAUGAAGUGCUUUAUUUUACUCAAUUCCACUCAACUGGCUAAAUGAAGGCCUUUGUGUUGUACUACGACUCAUGCAGUGCCUCUCGUUAUGGUCUAGAAGAAGUGAAAAUGUGAUUUCUUCCUUUUAGUGGCUGCCGUUCCCCUUCCACACAUCCAAUCUGAAACUGGCCAAUGAAAUUAGGAUCAUAUAGUUUAACUCUCCAAGCCCCAAGAUGACUGCCCCCCCAAAAAAAUAUUUAUUUAUUUCACAAUAUCUAUAUACUGAAUGAUUGUAAACAAAAAAAGAUCAAAGCAGUUUACAAAAAUUCAAAGAAUUUUAUAAAAAAAAACAACCCUCAAAAAUAGCCAUAAGAAAAACUGGCAAUGUUAAUUUAAGACUUUCAAAAGUUUGAUUAUAAUUCAUUGUUGUCUGGAUAGCCACAGAUUCUCCACCAUUGAUAUACAACAUCAGUAUUGUAUGAGCCUUUGUGUGUGUUUGGGGAUGGGAGCCAGCGCAGUGAUCUCCACUGCCCCCGAUUCAAGCAGUAUUUUCAGACAUGAUUUGAUGUUGCCUUGGCCUUGCAGGUGAGGAGAAAAUUACAGAUUCGGAUGGACUGCACUCCUACAGCAAAGCUUACAAAGGAAAUGAUUAA
Messenger RNA from Podarcis lilfordi (Lilford's wall lizard), 19557 nucleotides. Lineage: Eukaryota; Metazoa; Chordata; Lepidosauria; Squamata; Lacertidae. The record is from the annotation of a GenBank genome assembly.